Messenger RNA from Grosmannia clavigera kw1407, 1308 nucleotides. RefSeq names its product alpha-mannosyltransferase. The coding region runs from base 1 to 1308 and encodes 435 amino acids. Gene Ontology annotation, molecular function: alpha-1,2-mannosyltransferase activity. Lineage: Eukaryota; Fungi; Ascomycota; Sordariomycetes; Ophiostomatales; Ophiostomataceae. The record is from RefSeq and is a predicted model, not a curated record. Gene Ontology annotation, biological process: cell wall mannoprotein biosynthetic process; protein O-linked glycosylation; protein N-linked glycosylation. The transcript is spliced from 4 exons. Gene Ontology annotation, cellular component: Golgi apparatus; membrane.
AUGGCCGGUAACGCUCGAUAUGUGCGAUACAUUGUGAUCGCGUUCUUUAUUGUUGCCAUAUUCUACAUCGUUUCCAACUCCUCCGAGACGGUUGCCUUGCGGGCACCAGAAAUGCUUGGCGGCAAGCCUGUCUCCUCAAGCACCGGUAGUUCUGAUACAAAUACGAAGACAGACGGGAGUGCUGCGCCAGCUGCUCCCGAGACUACCGGCACGGCCCCAGCUAGCGACAAGACGUCGUCUGGCAAGACGGCCAGCGGCAGCUCUGCCGAGGCGCCGAUGGCCAUGACGCCAAACGACUCUGGAUUUUACGAAUUGAACCAGAUUGCACCGGGUCCGCGUAUGAAUGCCACGUUCGUCACGCUUGCGCGCAACAACGACGUCUGGGAGGUGGCUCGGUCCAUCCGGCAGGUGGAGGACCGGUUCAACCGGAGGUUCAACUACGACUGGGUGUUCCUCAACGAUAAGCCCUUUGACGACACUUUCAAGGCUGUCACCACUUCUCUCAUUUCUGGCAAGACCCACUACGGUGUGAUUCCUAAGGAGCACUGGUCUUUCCCGGACCACAUCGACCAGGACAAGGCACAGAAAGUCCGCGAAGAGAUGGGCCGCCAGAAGAUCAUCUAUGGUGACUCGGUCAGCUACCGCCACAUGUGUCGUUUUGAGUCAGGCUUCUUCUUCCAGCAGGAGCUUAUGCUUAACUACGACUACUACUGGCGUGUUGAGCCCAGCGUUGAGUACUUCUGCGACAUCCACUACGACCCCUUCCGCUACAUGCACGAGAACAAGAAGAAGUACUCCUUCGUCCUGAGUCUAUACGAGUAUGCCGAGACGAUCCCAACCCUUUGGGAAAGCACGAAGAAAUUCAUGCAGGCGCACCCGGAGCAUAUCGUUGAGGGCAACUCGAUGGAGUUCCUCAGCGAUGACAACGGCGAGACGUACAACAAAUGCCACUUUUGGUCCAACUUCGAGGUCGGUAACCUGAACUGGCUUCGCUCCAAGGCAUACAUGGACUUCUUCGAGUCGCUUGACAAGGAUGGUGGUUUCUUCUAUGAACGAUGGGGCGAUGCACCCGUGCACUCCAUUGCUGCCGCCCUAAUGCUCAAGAAAGAAGAGCUCCACUUCUUUGACGAUAUUGCGUACUAUCACGUCCCUUUCACCCACUGCCCGACUAGUGAAAAGACGCGCCAAGAUCUUCACUGUCACUGCGACCCCAGCAAAAACUUUGACUGGAAGGGGUUCUCUUGCACGUCGAGAUUCUUCGAGCUGAACCACAUGCUAAAGCCGGACGGCUGGGAGAAGCAGACCUAG